Messenger RNA from Daktulosphaira vitifoliae (grape phylloxera), 990 nucleotides. RefSeq lists its product as uncharacterized. The record is from RefSeq and is a predicted model, not a curated record. Gene Ontology annotation, molecular function: protein binding. Lineage: Eukaryota; Metazoa; Arthropoda; Insecta; Hemiptera; Phylloxeridae. Bases 300 to 947 code for a protein of 215 amino acids. The transcript is spliced from 4 exons.
AAUAGAUGUAUUGGUGUCCACUUGUCCAGUGUUCAUUAUGUAUUAUAAUAAUUUGUUGUUUAUUAAUAUAAACGGAAAAAUAACAUCUGUCAGUAUAAUUUAAAAAUAUGUUUUUAUUUUCUGAGUCAAUUUUUCAAUACAAAUAACUAAUAUAAUAUUAUUUAUAUUUGUAUAAUUCUGAUCUAUCUACAGAUAAAUAAUUUUGUGUUGAUCUUUAAAAAAUCAAGAUAUGUUUUCAAAAGAAUUUUGUAUAAAUAAAAAAAAUUAAAAACUUAUAUUUAUAUAAUCCCAGUUGUACAAUGGAAGAAUUUAAAGUUUGUGAAAAUGAAUCCACCAAGGUAAAACUCCAAGGAUUAGAUCUCAUUUUAAAGUCAAUAAACUGUGAAAAUUACAAGUCUAAAUUUGUUGAGUAUGGAAUUGAUGAAUAUACUAUGCUUUAUCUUACUGCAUCUGAUUUAAGACAAUUGGAUGUCAGCGAGUGUGAUAUACCAGUAAUUCUUUCUGCUAUUAGUGUUUUGAGUAAAACUUCAAAUUAUUCAAAAGUAAAAUUAUCAAAUGAAGAAAUUUCAAAACUUCAAUCAAAUAUUUGUGGACAGCUAGGAUCUAUAGCUAUUGCCCUAAAUUACAUAUAUGAUACACUUUCUUCAAAUCCCUAUGAAGAUAAAUUGAUAGAUGAUUACCUUUCAACAAUAGAUGCUGCGACUAUGCUUAAACCUUAUUUAAGAAAGGAAGAAGAUAGUGUAAAAAAAACUUUAAAAUCAGUUUAUAAAACAAGAAAUGGAAGAAAAACUUUUUUCAUAACAGCAACAACUUGCACAGUAAUAUUAUGUGUGAUUACUUUUGGUUACAUAAAAUUUGUAAAGAGAGAAAUCCCAUCAAUAAAUAUUUGGCUUAAAAGUUCUAUUUACUUACCUAAACUUAAUCAAAUUAAAAUUUGGAAAUUUUAAGCAAUAAGUUUUAUAACAUUCCUCAUUACUUAAUAAUUAUAUA